GCGUAAUUGACUUAGUCAUGAGGCUAAUGACCGCUGGCCUCGUCGCCCUUGUUUGACAUGUGAGGUUUUAUGGCAUGAAGCUGUUUCAGGGUUUUGUGACAGAACCCCCACCAUCCAUUUAUGCUAUUUUAUAACCAAUUUUCACCACAACCUGGGAUCAAAAAAGUAAAGGAUAAUUUUAACUGGAUAAAACUCACUCAAUUUUCAGUUCCUGAGCUCCUAAGUGUGAUUGUUUGACCACACAUAGGUGUGUUUGAUAGAAGUUGAACUUACUGUAACUUUUAAGGUAUGACCUGCUACUUUGUUAGCUGCAGUCCAAUCACAGCUCACUUUGUGUCUCCUAAGAAUAGACUGGCCCAAAGCCUCUUAACCACGGACCACAUAAGUUGCUUUCCCUGCGUGCUCAUCUUUGCAUAAACGUGCAAAGGCACUUAGCAGGAGCCAAAUCCCCGAGCGGCGCGUGGACAUGGAGGAUGCUCACCAAGCAGGUGCUGCCGGUGCUCACUUGUGCCCAAUGAAACGCAAGAUGGAGGACCUUGAAUCUUGUCGCUUUUUUGCUGCUUUUCAACAUGCCACAUGAUUCCCUCCCAAAGGCUGACCCGGCAGGGCUGGAGAGACUGGUGGUGAACACGGCUUACCUCAAGGCUCAGCAGGGCGGCCGCAAUGAGCCGAACAUGCAGAGAGAAUUCCUGACGCUGCCCAAGCCAAAGAAGUCGACUGCUCCAAGGGGAGCAGGCGAGAAGACCUACGAGUGGCUGUGUGAGCGGCAGCCCAUCGGGAAGAAGCUGUUCCUGCAGUUCCUCCUGACCUCUGACCCGCAGCGGGCAGCCGCUGCAGCGUUCCUGCAGGAGCUGCACGACUGGAGCUUUGCUGAGGAUGCGACCAGAGAGAAGGUCAGACAAAGGAUACUUGCCAAGUUCUGUCAUCCUCAGUCUCAGACGUUUCUGUCUUACCUCACAGAAGACUCAAACGUGUGCAGGACCUUAUCAGACAAAAGCCUCGAUGAGGAAACAGUGCAGAAGAUAACAGACGCCACUAAGGACUUCCUGAAGGGGAAACCUUUCCUGGAAUACUUGAAGAGCCCCUAUUUUUACCGGUUUCUGCAGUGGAAGGAGUGUGAGAGGCAAAAGAUUACCGACAAGUACUUUUAUGAGUUCAGGACUUUGGGAAGAGGAGGCUUUGGUGAGGUUUGUGUUGUGCAGGUGAAGUACACGGGCCACAUGUACGCCUGCAAGAAGCUGGACAAGAGGAGACUGAAAAAGAAAAGCGGGGAAAGGCUGGCCCUUCAGGAGAAGCAGAUCCUGGAAAAGGUCAACAGUCCCUUCAUCGUAAACCUGGCUUAUGCCUACGAAAGCAGGACCCACCUGUGCCUGGUCAUGGACCUGAUGUCUGGAGGAGACCUCAAGUUCCACAUCUACGAGUUGGGGGAGAGAGGAAUCCGCAUGGAGCGAGUGGUUUACUACGUCGCACAGAUCAUCUCCGGAAUCCUCCACCUGCACUCCAUGGACAUUGUGUACAGAGACAUGAAGCCGGAGAACGUGCUGCUGGACGGGAAGGGCCAGUGUCGAGUGUCCGACCUGGGAUUGGCUGUGGAGCUGCCGAAUGGGAAGAUGAUCUGCCAGAGGGCUGGAACAACAGGCUACAUGGCUCCUGAGGUUCUCAAGCAGGAGUACUACCGCACGUCUGUGGACUGGUGGGCUCUGGGCUGCAGCAUCUACGAGAUGGUUGCUGCUCGCCUGCCGUUCAAAGACUUCAGGGAAAAAGUCCAGAACACGGAGGUAACUCGCCGAACUCUGGAGGACGACUGCAAGUUUGAAGACAAACGAUUUGAUGCUCCCACCAAGGAACUCAUCCUCCAGUUCCUCAAGAAGAAGGUGGCUCAUCGUCUUGGGUGCCGCAAAGGGGACGACCCACGUAACCACACAUUUUUCAAGAACAUCAACUUCCACCGCCUGGAAGCAGGGCUGGUGGAGCCCCCCUGGGUACCAAAGCCGAACGUGGUCUACGCCAAACACAUCGAUGACUAUCGGGACAACUCCGACGUUAAGGAUGUGGAACUCGACGCCAAGGACGAGAAGUUCUUCAAGGACUUCAGCACGGGUGCUGUCCCCAUCCGAUGGCAGAGGGAAGUCAUCGACAGUGGGUUGUUUGAUGAACUUAACGAGACCCAAAUGAACGGUAAUUGCCACGAGACUGUUUGGAUUUCCAGGCUGUGCAUCAUUUUGUGAGCUAAAAGUUGAGGCUCUUGACUGUUAAAUUAUUCAAAAACAAGUGCCAGUUUGAGUUGUGUUGCUAAGGUCUGUCCUCUAAACAUGGGUUGUGUUUGUGCUAUUGACAAAAAAGACAGUAAAGUGAUCAGUAAAGAUGCAGUAAUUGUGAGCAGAUGGAUUUUCAAAUCACACCUUCAUUGUAACUCCAGAGUAGGGCUGUGCGAUAUGAGGAAAACUUGAGAUAUUAUUGACUAAUAUUGCCGUGACGAUAUGACUUUAGAUACAAGAACAAAUAGCAAAACAAAAAACAACUUGUAGCCUACAUCUUUUCCAUUUCACUGCAACAGUUUGGUCUAAAUAAGUCAAAAUAACUUGAAUUGAAUGAUCUGCUAGCAAUUCCCACCCUUCCUCCCUCUUCUGGUAAACACUUUUGCUAGCUCACCAUGCUAAAAUCCUUCAAAGUCUACAACUUGUAUUUUCAAUAUUUCUUUUU
This is a messenger RNA of Oryzias melastigma (Indian medaka), 2703 nucleotides long. It is a transcript of the gene grk7b, whose product is annotated as G protein-coupled receptor kinase 7b. The record is from RefSeq and is a predicted model, not a curated record. The transcript is spliced from 4 exons. Gene Ontology annotation, cellular component: cytoplasm. NCBI's taxonomy places the organism in Eukaryota, Metazoa, Chordata, Actinopteri, Beloniformes, Adrianichthyidae. Bases 570 to 2228 code for a protein of 552 amino acids. Gene Ontology annotation, biological process: signal transduction; regulation of signal transduction; protein phosphorylation. Gene Ontology annotation, molecular function: ATP binding; rhodopsin kinase activity.